This is a messenger RNA of Trifolium pratense (red clover), 530 nucleotides long. RefSeq lists its product as uncharacterized. The transcript has a single exon. Lineage: Eukaryota; Viridiplantae; Streptophyta; Magnoliopsida; Fabales; Fabaceae. Bases 162 to 392 code for a protein of 76 amino acids. The record is from RefSeq and is a predicted model, not a curated record.
ACUUCUUCAUGCAUAUUCUUUCAAUUCAACAAUCAAUACUCAUUUCAUCAUCCAAAAGUUCUCUUCUUGUAGCUUGCUUACACAAAUAGAUUCAAGUGCUCGUUAAAGGGUAUAUAUUGUUUGUUACAUUAAUUUGUGUUAACACAAAAUUUGAUCAAAAGAUGGAUAGUAGCUUAGGUGACAUGUUGGUGAAGGUUGCUAUGUUCUUCCUUGUCCAAGCUUUGGUAUACCUUAUCCUUUCCAAUUCAUCAAACAUAUUUUCCAAGGACAUCAAGAGAUCAAACAGCUUCAAACCAGCGCGAUCCGUAAGUAUUCGCCGGAUGCUAGCAUAUCUCUCUGAUUUUCCUCCUGAAGGUGAACCUUCUCCUUCUACAAUGAGUCCUCAAUCAUAAACUACUCAAAGUUAGAAUCAAGUUUGUAUCAAGACAAAUUUGUAAAUUAUUUAUCUUAUUGUGAGUGUAGAGAGGCUAAUAUUGCAAAAUUAGGAAACAAUUCUAAGUAAAUUAUUGGUUUGGGGGUAUUCAAUUCUU